Molecule: messenger RNA, 3800 nt
Organism: Actinia tenebrosa (Australian red waratah sea anemone)
Lineage: Eukaryota; Metazoa; Cnidaria; Anthozoa; Actiniaria; Actiniidae
Product: E3 ubiquitin-protein ligase RNF220
Biological process (GO): protein ubiquitination
Molecular function (GO): ubiquitin protein ligase activity; metal ion binding
Source: RefSeq, a predicted model, not a curated record
GUUGAUGUGAGCAGAGUUCUAUCUAUACUCAAUCCUCUCCAUCUUCCGGUUAGCGUGCUUUACUGCCCAAGCUUAUCACUUUAAUAAGUCCAAAGUUGACAGUAGAGAGGUUAUUUUGCGACUGGCAGCUCGGCGGUUUUGUUAUUUUUUACGAGCGCAUGUCCGGUCUCGGUUAAGUAGUUUGUACGUAUUAAACUCAUUACUAAUUUCAAGUUGUGACAACAAGAGCACGAGUCACGUUAAAUUAGCAUGGAAGUUACCACUUCGGGUUAAGUUCAGCUGCUGUUCAACCAGUUCAGUUUGAGACCUCAAGAACUUGAAGUGAACGUGUGGUCCGGUAGCUUGCACCGUACUACGGUUUAUUCUUCCAACUUUCGUUCUGCUGAACAGUCGACAUUCACUUCACUGUUAUCUAUUUAUCCAUGAUUUUUGCGUCAAAAUCUUUAAGGACGGUAGUUUACGAGUGAUUAGGCCUUUUAACGAAAUUAUUAGCCAUUUGAAGAAUGCUUUAGUUGUAAUCUUCCUGAAAUAGUCAGUAGGUGAAGCUGUGCACAGACUGGCAUUAUACCGAAUUUUGCGUAAAUUUUUUUGACUGGAUCGGGUUAAACAAGUGCUGCCGAGUUAUUAGCCGUAGCAGUUAAAUCUGUCAAGAAAACAAGCUGGUUUGUCAAAAUUGGCUUAAGCUGAGCUGCAGUCUAGAUACUGGUCACAGACCUAAAGGUUAACCAAGUGUAAACAAGAAAAAUCGAAAAACGGAAUGAUGGAGAAAUUGGGUACACCGGCAUAUAUUCCCAACCCUCUAACUUCACCUGCUUUGAUGGUUUUAGCUUCUACUGCAGAAGCCACACACCCGACAGCUUCAUCACCAAGUUCUAUCAGUGACUACCAUGCUCAAUACUCUUCCUCCAAUAGCAGGUUCAUUGAUGGAGACACUCUUCAUAGGAUGGUAUUGAGCACUUCUCCCUAUCAGCAUCGCCCCUCGCACCUAUCUUUGUAUCACAGUCAACAAACCAGUGAACGUUACUCUGACAGAGUUUCUCCCGACUACAACCCUCAUUAUUUCCAGAUUCAUUCUCACUUGGGAAGUGGAUUAUUACACAAGACUUCAGGACCAACUGCAGUUUUUAAUGGUACCAGUGCAUUCAGAAGGAUUAGCCCUCAUGAACAUAGCUUUUCUUUUCAUCACUUGCAGCAUCAGAGAAGUUUGUUAGAAAGAGAACAUAGUUUUGAGAGUCUUUACCACAAGCGCUCAUCCUUGGACCUUGAAAGUGAGCGUGAAAGAAUGAGCAAGGAUAAAGUGUCUCCCCAAGUUACUGAUAGAGAAAUGGGAGAAUACACUAAUAAUACUGACCACUCCCCAAAUGCAAGCCCUCGCAGUACUCACUCCACUGAAAGCAGCGAAAACAACCCAAGAUUUGAUACAGUGAAGGUUAAACAAGAAAAAGAAGAUAUCAAAGAGUGCUGUGAAAUUGCUGUUGAUGAAAACCAGGCUGAUGGCAACAGAAGAACCAAAGCCAAAAAGUCAGGGAAAACCCCUUGCUGUCCAGUAUGUGGGAUAACCAUUAGACCUGGAGAGAUGGAAAGUCAUUUUGCUUGGGAAAUGGAAAAGGCAAAUGAAGAGAUGAGAAAAACCAGAAGAAGUCAACGAGAAUCUUCUAUUCAAGCCAGAAAAGGUCACAUUACAAACAAGAGAGUAAAGCAAGAGAAUGAACUUGGCAUCCCACAUGAUGACACUCCUGCCAGUACUAGACACCAGACAUACCUCAGAGUGUGUGCAAAUAGAAUGGCCAGAACAGGUCAUGGUUCAAAGUCUACAAGAUCAAGAAGUGCACAGAGUUCUCCUGUCAACCCAUCCUACUUGCUUGAUAAGAAUGAUGAAGGUCCAUCAGGGGUAAGAUCAGCAACAUGUCCAGUGUGCGAGUCAGUUAUCCAUGGAAGUGGAGAGGAACUCAACUCUCAUGUCGAAGCUUGUCUAAGAAAGAGAGAUGGUAAUGAAGAAGUUAAUGGUCAAGCAACGUUUGAUGAGUAUGAGUGGGCAGGCCAGACAAGAAUACGUGCUACUUCUUUGCUAGAGGGUGGCUUCAAAGCUUCAGGGUUCCAAACUGGUAUCAAGAGAAAGAAUGCAGAAGAUGAUGGUGACUUGAAUAUCGAUGGUGAUGACUCAGAAGAAUAUGGCAAAGCUCAAUACAGUGAAAGUGAUAUCAUACCCUGUAGUGCAGAUGAACCUGCAGAAGAUCGUGCACGACAGGCCCUAAGAGGAGCAGUUUUAAGUGGUGAGAACUCUCCUGCUUCCAGAAGUACACCUACAAGAAGUCGCUGGUCUGAAGACGAAGGAGAUGCUAAUCACUCAUCAGAUGAGAAAACAUCUUCCAAAGAUGAGAAGGAAGACAUUGAAGAAGGGUCUAAUCAGCGUCUUGUUAUUAACUCACUCAAAAGUAGAGUCAAGGAUUUGGAAAAACAUACAGCAAUGGAAAAGGUCAAAUGCCUUAUCUGUAUGGAGCCGUAUUCUGUACCUCUGGUAUCAAUAUCGUGUUGGCAUGUUCAUUGUGAAGAGUGCUGGAUGCGUACCCUGGGUGCAAAGAAGCUGUGUCCACAGUGUAAUAUGAUAACCUCGCCCAGUGAUCUCAGGAGGAUAUACCUAUAAUUUAUGGCUAAAUAUGGCCAAGCAAGUCAAGAUAAUUUAAUAAUGAAUUGCUAAUUAAAGUAAAAUAUAGCUGGCUUCAUGGAAUAAUGUUGUUUCUGGUGCUACCUUCACAAUAACCAAGUAGAUUAGUGUCUGUAAAAUUUUCAAUGCAAACGAUUAUACAUAGAUCAAUUCUAGAGCAUAUGAGCGUACUGAGAGUAUUCAAAAGAGAAAAAACACUGUUUCAAUAAUGUAUAAUAUUUGUACAAAUAUGCUACAAAGUUCAGGUAGACUAAUUUGUUGUUUCUAAUAAGGCUCUAACUCAGACGAGACCAUUGAUUUGCCAUUGUUUGACCCAUUAAUUGGCAUAAGGAAGCUCUAUGGCCAAACACUAAAAUGAAUCAGAUGAAGGUGCCCUGCCCAUGUAAGCGCAUCCACUAACGAGCUAGAUUAUGUUUGCUGGACUUUGAUUGUCACCCCUGUUGGUGAUCAGAUGUAUGUAUUAUUCAGUGUUGGUUCUGUGCCGGGUAGUUAUGGAUACUCUUACAUGUGACCAGUGCUGCUCUCCGUUCUUAUAGCUAGAGUUAUUUUAUUUAACCCGUGACAAAAUAGCACGCAUAAUAGGCUUAGUAGAGCUAGUAGUAGACUCUAAAUCCUUUGUCAGUUUUCUUGUGUUUUUUUUUUUUUUUAUUAACUAGUACUAACUAUAUAUAUUUUUCUUUCUCGGGUUAAAUAAAAUCACUCUAUGAUUACACAAAUAUUACAAUACUUGAAUGGUAGAGACAUCGUGUGCAUAUUGCAAGCAUUCCCAAGUAAAGAGUGUUAAAAGACAAAAACAUGGCGGCCAUUGUGGUAACGUUAACAAUGGAUGCUAAUGAGAAAUCUUUUGUUAAAUGGUACCAACAUGGCCGCGAUGACGUAAAGUGCAAACGAAGAAUAUAGUAUUUUGCUUAAAAGCAUUUUGUAAAAUUAAUUUAAAAUGUUGAGGUCUAUACACUAUGUAGUUGGAAGACGGUUCUCGAGGACUUUGCAGCUUCUAUAGCGUAUUCAUUUGCAGCUGGAACACGCAUCACCUUCGCUUGUCUAAUUUAUACAGCCAGUGGUUGUAGAUGUAUCUUAUAAAUAGCUAAAAGCAUAACGUGCUAAAGGAAUUAUUAAAGGAUUUUAAGGGAAAAUG